GAGCUGCCAGCUCAGUGUCCCAAGGGCAGCCAGACCCCCCUGCAGCUGUGAGGAUGCAGACCUGCCUGAGCGUGCCCUAGCAGUGCCUCCCACAUCCAGGCCUUGAGGUGUGCCCAUCAGGGCAGUGCACGUGAUGGUAACUUCUUGUGGGUGUUUGCUUGUAGUUGUGGACACAGAGAGUGCUCUUUCAGCCCCUGAGCGAGGGGCAGAUACCGUGCUGACUCCGAGCUGGUACCUCAAGCGGAUGAACGAUGACAAGGUUCCUGAAGAGUUCCCUGAAGGAUUGCCGGAUGUUCCAGAGGAGCUCCUGGCAGCCUUGCAUGAAGCCCCGUCUGAGACAGAUUCUGAGACUGUGCCGGAGACCUUAGCUGUGGAAGAAAGUGACAUUGUGCCAGGCUCACAUGAAAAAAGAGAACCAAUAGAGGACACCAGGACACUUGCUGAGCCUGAGGAAUAUUCAGGGUCAUCCGGUGGGCAAAAAGCCGAGACUGCUGGACACUGUGACCCGAGCAAGUACUACAUCCUAGUAGGGACAGUAGCAGCCUCAGCUUUGCUUCUGCUUGGGGCAGUGUCUGGCUAUCUAGUCAUGCAUCAGCUGGUGAAGAGAGACAGGAGGAGCCAGGAGGACAAAGAGGCAACAGGACAGGACUGGGACUCUUCCUGGGAAAGCUGUGGUCAGCCUAGAGGUGAAGCAGAGCCAGGAGAAGGAGCGGGAAGCGGCGAGAGAGCCCAAGGCAACGGGUUCAGGGAGAGCUGCCGCCUGUUUCCUGAGCUCUUUGCAGCAGAGCUUGCCCGGCUGUACAAGAACAUGAGCGCAGACCCGUCACCUCUGCCCACCUGCUCCUUCUGUGCUCUGGCUGACAACGCCUCUUCACGGGACCACUGGAUUUCCCUGGAGUCACCUCAGCCCACAGCAUCCUCUUGGCCCUCCUACCACCAAUACCUGCAGGACUACUAUCUCUUAGAGGAUGAUGAUUAGUGAUAGUGAUAGCCAUAGAUAGUGAUAGUGAUAGCCAUAGAUAGUGAUAGUGGUAGUGAUUCUUUUAGUGAUAGUGAUAGGGACACUUGAUAUUAGAGGGUGGUGGUUGUUUUAAUGAUAGUGAUAGUUAAUAUUAGAGGAUAGUGAUGGUUUUAAUGAUAGCGUUAGUUAAUAUUAGGGGAUAGUGAUUGUUUCAAUGAUAGCGUUACUUGAUAUUAGAGUGAUAGUGAUAGUCAUAAAUAGUGAUAGUGGUAGUGAUUCUUUUAGUGAUAGUGAUAGGGAUACUUGAUAUUAGAGGGUGGUGGUUGUUUCAAUGAUAGUGAUAGUUAAUAUUAGAGGAUAGUGAUUGUUUUAAUGAUAGCGUUCUUUGAUAUUAGAGGACAGUGAUUGUAUUAGCGAUAGUGAUAGUUAAUAUUGGAGGAUGGUGAUUGUUUUUGUGAUAGUGGUACAUUUAGUGAUAGUGAUACUUGGUAUUAGCAGACAAUGAUUGUUUUCUUGAUCUUGAUAAAUAAAUAUUUUUCCAAAAGCAGUAAA
This is a messenger RNA of Passer domesticus (house sparrow), 1513 nucleotides long. RefSeq lists its product as uncharacterized. NCBI's taxonomy places the organism in Eukaryota, Metazoa, Chordata, Aves, Passeriformes, Passeridae. The transcript has 5 exons. Bases 134 to 979 code for a protein of 281 amino acids. The record is from RefSeq and is a predicted model, not a curated record.